Molecule: messenger RNA, 31006 nt
Organism: Porites evermanni
Lineage: Eukaryota; Metazoa; Cnidaria; Anthozoa; Scleractinia; Poritidae
Source: the annotation of a GenBank genome assembly
UGCAUGCCCUGCACAAUCAAAUCCAAUGUUUUGAUGUAAUAUUUCCGAUCAAGCUUCCUUUCGUUUGUAAAACAACCCACAAACUGCCGAAGUAGGUAAUAAGCGUUAAAGCGUCGUAGCCUGACAUCAUCAUCUUUGCAUACAUAGCCUGACAGGCAAAUAAUGUAGAUGCAAAUCAGGUUAUCCGCAGAGGAAGUACCUCGAACGCGCGUUCGUACGAUUGAUGUCACAAGUUUCUGGAUCUCAAAAAAAUGGCUGUGAAUUCUGAUUCUUUUACCAGUGGUUUGGAAUGAUAUGUGACUUCUCUGGAAUAACAUGCCCAUAUCUGAGUAUGAAAACAAUUUGAACAUCGCAAAAUGGAAGGGAAUGUUUGUACCCGCUCUUAGAAAGGUAAGCUCAAGCUAGCUAAAAGGAAAAUUUGAGCCAUCGCAUUCCUGUUUCUGAGAAGAAACGGUGAAAUUCCGAUUGAUUAUUUUCUCUUUUCACCCUAUUGAUUGUUUAUUUCAUGGUUUGAAAAGAAGGUUUAUAAAUCAGCGGGUAUUGUUUUUUAUGGGAGAGUUUUGCUGAAUAUAUUAUUCUCACAAUCCCAUUUAUAACUUAAAGAGGAGGCGUGAUUCACUGAAAGGGAUUUCUGUUUUAAACUUUUUGUUUUAAUCCCAUCUUUCAAAUUCGGUUUAGGUCCAAUCGCAGGUUCACCCCUCGUUGAAGGUUCACGAUGACGCCCUAGAAUACAUCGAAUCUUUGAUCAUACAACUUCUGAAUCACCUCUGUGCGGGCCAGCCUCGGUCAGUUGCUGAUGUCGAGGAACGAGUGAUCAAUACAUUCCCCCAUCCGAUCGAUAAAUGGGCCAUUGGAGACGCACAAGCCGCCAUCGAAAAGGGCAGGAAGAAAAGCCCAGUUGUGCUACCUGCGGAUAAAGUGCACCCUUUGAUUGUAAAGGUGAUUUAUUACUUCGAUUCCGAGUCUUACAGUGGUUUUGUUUUCAUCCUAAGCAGCUGUCACCUAUCACAAGUCUAAUGACUUCGCAAAUUUACCCUGCUCAAAGGCUGCUUAUCCUGUGAUUAUUUUACACCCUACAAAGUACGCAACAAAAUAAGUUUUUCUCUGUUUCUGUACACUUAAGUUUGUAUACCUGUUUGAAGUACUUUUUAUUGUCUAUUUCAUCUGUUGUUACCCGGCUUGCGGUUGUAAAACAAUUAAAUUUGCCAUUAAAGAACACCGGUCAAUUUUCCCAUAAAAUGCUCACUAGAUAUUACAAUCGAGGAAAUUAGAUGCGGUUUUUCGUUUUUCUCCUUUUUAGAUUGUUUUUAAUUGAGCUAUAUACAUAUUGCCAUUUCAGUUCACUAUUUUAAUAUGUUACAAAUUCUGGUGUAUUUACUUAAGACUGCACUCUAUAUUAAAUGUUUAUAGAAAAAUAUCCACCCAGUUUAUCACCAUCAAAAUUUCUUACUACCUUUCCUGUAUAACACUAUGUUUCAUGCUUUUAUUCUAACACUUGAUUAAAUAUACGAUGCAUUGAUAAAAAUAGACUAAUGAAUUAUUUUUAACUACAGCUGUACUUUUUGUUGCCCUGGGGAAGACUUUGUACAAAUAAAAUCAAAUUUUAUCAUUCUUUUGAGGUUUGUCUAAAAUUUCAAAUGCGUUUGGAUGUUUAAACAGGACAAAAUAUUGUCCAUUUUCUCUUUAAACUAAACUUAACCCCCUCCCUCCCCCCAUGCAGUAGCAUCAGCUGGUACAGUGUGCACAUAGUAAAGAAACACAAUGAUUUGUUUUUCAGGAUAUUCUUGGAUUCAGGGUUGAGUUUCAAGUGUCUCUUUACAUUGUUGCAGUAAUGGAGUAUAUUUCAGCUGAUAUCUUAAAGGUAAGCUUGCCUGAUUCAUCAAAUUGCCAGAUUUAUAAGCUACAGAAGCUUUUAAGAAGCCUUUGAAUGUUCAAAUCUAAUCUAUCUGUCAUGAAACCCCAGUUAUCUAAUUAGUAAUGAGAUAUUAGUCAUGAGAUAUGAGUAAGGGGAGAGGAGGUUACAGGUGCAGAAAACAUUUGAUACCUUCUGCACUUUUUUGUAACAAGAAAUUUUGUGCGAAACAGGUUCUGUUUUGACUGUACUGUGGUCUAGGCUCACCUGGCACCCAUUUCUCAAAAGUCCUGGUAUCGUUUUGGGCCCAGAUCAAAACAAUAAUUAUUCAAAUAAACAUUUAAAGAAUUAGAGUGUGGGCCAAAGCUUAGCUAACCAACCAGUCCAUUUUGUUUUGUUAACUGUGAUAGUUUUGUCACAUUAUCAGCAAAACUACAGUACUGAAAUUUUGUUGACAACCGAUACAAAAAUGUUCUGGGCCCAUCAGUUAUCGGGACUUUUGAAAACUGGGCCCCGGCACUUAUAGUAGGGAUUGCUGGAUCUAUUGUCAGAUUCUGGGCAGGGAUGGGGAUUGGGGUGCUGAUGGGGGGUGGAGGGUACUUUUUUGUAAAAGGCCAGUGGAGAUGUGGCCUUAAAUGGGAUUACAUUCUUAUGACUGGAUUGACUUUAACAAGGUUGCAUUUUUCUAUAGAGUUACUAGCUGGGGUACUGAUUUUCUUCUAGCAGAGCCCAGUACUAGAAAAUCUUACUUUUUUCGUGCAAAUCAUAAUUUAUGCUGGGCACCCUUGAUUUCACAGGUUCAGAGCUCUGGGCUCCCUUUAAUUUUCGUUAGAGCACAGCCUUGAUAAUGGGUUAGAGUUUCUAAGAGGCCAGCUGCACAUAAUUGACCCAAUCCCCCCCACUGAGACUUGUAGUGCAACAGUUUAUAAUAUCAUAGACGAAGAAGGGAAGUGUGUUGACUGGUCAAAACCAGACCCUCCAGUUAUAACAUGUGAAAAAGUAGAAGUUGUCAAAAUCAUCUAAUUGCUGGAAGUAAAGUUAGUUGUGUUCAUUCAGCACAACAUUUUUACAACUACUGUGUGAUAAAUGUUUGGUUUGUUGUUGUACCAAAGAGUCACUUUAUCAAAGACUUUUACAUGUACAUGCAAACAUUCAUAGAAAACACAACUAUGUAUAGUGGAAACUGACUGCCCAUGGGAUUCAGGUGUUUACAGUUUUUGGUGUGUCUGUUUUGCUCUUGUGAUUUUAUUGGCUUGCUAUGUCAUAUAUACAUGAAACAUAACCUGUUUUGUUGAAGAAAAUAAAGUGUGAUUUCUUGCAUAGGGGGAAAAAUUUUUGAUUCGUGAGGUGGCACUUAUGUAUCUGGCACAUUAAGUUACACUCCACCUUCAUGUCUUAUAGCGCUCCGAUGACUAAUGUCAAAGAGAAAAUGAAGUGUGACUUCUUGCAUCAAGAAAAACAAUUUUUUCGAUGCAACAGGUCACACUUCAAUUUCAUGCUAUUUAACAUGCCAAUGACCCCCUUUUUUGCAAACUUUCUUUUGACUAGAAAAAAAAAAAUUAAAUUGAGGAAAUGACAAGAAAUGACUAGAGUGUAAUAGACUCUCUUGUUUGCAAACUGAAUCAAACAGUAUUUUGUAUCUGGUUGUCGGAAUUAUCGCUUUUAUUAUGGACAUUAUGGACUAAUAUACAAGAUGCCUGCAUAGUGUUUCAGUUUCUAUGAAAACUGUAAACACCAUAAAUAAUAAUGAUGGGAUGCAUGAAAUAAGCCUUUACAAUGUAAGUGGCUCUUGCUCUAAUGUCAAAUUUUCCAACUGUUUCAAAAGAAAAUAUAUAGUAAUUUAUAAGGAGAAUCAAGCAGUUUAUCGGAACUCACUUGGGGGUUAGACAGGUUUUUUACAAGGCUGUUAACAGAGAAGCUGUCAGUUUUAAAGAGUGUCUGCUCUCUGAGAGAUCUUUGAGUCCGAUUAGAUUCUCGCACUCAUGCUUCCUGUUUUCAUUCCUAACAGCUGGCUGGCAAUUAUGUUAAGAACAUCAGACAUGUUGAAAUCACAUGCCAGGACAUAAAGGUGGCUUUAUUCGCUGACAAGGUCUCGUACGAUUUUUUUUUAUGUUUAUGUUUGUUUAUGUAUGGUGCCUUCUUGAUUCUAGUGCAGUGAUCUCUUUUAUAUUUAUAAAAUAAUUCAUUUACCAUAAAAAUGUUUCUUUAUGCCUUACCCCUAACUUUCAACUGUGAUUUGAAAAAAAUAAUAAUUAUAAUGAUAAGCUGAAGUGUUCAAAUGGUUUGUGUGAUUGAGUAAAUGUUUGGCUGACUGUUGAAACGAAUUGACUCACCAUUUGAACAGCUUGAUUAUUAAACUGUUUUGAAGGUUUGGUUCACUGUUUGAAUAGUUGAUUCAUAUAAAUUGUUAUUUGAAAGAAUUGCAAAAGUGUUUGAACAUCAUGUUAGGAUAUUUGAAUGGACAUCUUGACUUGUGUUCUCAGUCAUGGGAUAAAUGUUAUUGUCAUUCAGAACAUUGCAGUUGUCAUUCACUGAUGACCAAAUGGAAACAAAUAAAAAAAACACAUUAUUUUCAAGAAGCACAUCUUCUAUUCUGAUCCCUAUAAUUGGACUUUGAGGAAGACCUAAUCUGUGAUGUUGUUUGUAAAAUACUUAAAUUUAAAUCAAUUUCAAUUCUUUGCCCAAAAACGUCAGCAAGAUUACUCCGUGUAAUGAAAUUUGUGAGAAAAUUUUGGUAGCAUGCUAGGGAAGAACAACGGCAACAAGUGAAAUAUUUCACAAGAAUCACAUUACACCAUGUUCAUUUCUGAAACCAAUAACGCUCCAUUAGUGUGUUUGCUUUUUUGUCCAUUUAGCUCACUUUUAAGCCAUUUUCUGAAGUUAUCAAAGUAUCUAUUGAGGAUUUAGGUAUUGCAAUCUGCAUUACAGAAGGAUAUUGGACAUCACAAUUCUUCAGAAACUGCAGAUGCUCUUCAUGUAUUUAUGAACAUUAUAUUCAAACCAUCUGAAUGGAUAAUAUUUACUUCUAUCUUCCUGAUGCGAAUGAUCAUUGGUGUCCAUUGUGCCCUUUACAGUAACAUAAUUUUUACACUUUCCAAAAGAGAUUUUUUCCUAGAUAAGCCGCACCCUUGAUUUUGAACCUAAAUUCUAAGCAAAUUCUUAUUGUACAUGUAUACACAAGUUUUUAUAUUAUAGUGUGGAAAAGCAAAUGAUACUCAUCACCUUAUUUACAAUAAAAUGUUUUAAAAAGGCCUGUUAAAAAUGCAAUUGAUACCUUGUAAUGAAGACAACACAUUUUUUUUUGUCAGUAAAUGCUGUGAGACAAUAUUAUUGUUAAGUUCUGUAAUGAGAUAUGUUGAUAUCUUAUUAUUAUAAUAACAAUUAUUAUUAUAAUUACAUGUGCGUCAAUAUUCAAUGUGACAGUCGUAUUUGAUUUUGAAGAAAUAUAUUAAUAACAAUAAACUAAGGUUGUGCUGUAAGCACAUUUCUAAUUAGGGACCCAAUAGCUCUGACCAUAUAAAAUUAAAGGUGUUAAUGAUAAAAAUUUGAUGCAAAAACUAAGAUUAUCCUGUCCUUCUUUAAAGUCAAAAAUUAGUUGUUAGGGGCCCGGACUUUUAGCCAGACAUUGAAAACUGGCCAUCCAGAAGGCAUGUUUUCCCAAAAAAUUAUUGGAGAUUAAGUGAAUUUUCCUUAUAUUUCUUCCAAAAAUGGGCGUCCAUACAUGAAGGAUGGCUGGACACCCUUCUGGCUAAAACCUUGCAGGGGCCACUAGGCUCUUCAAGAGCACAGCUGUGCAAACAUCGUGUAACAUUUGUUCAUAUUGUGUACAUUUUAGGUAUUAAUGGAUAUGUUUCAUCCUGAUGACGUGGAAACAUCUGUGGAGGCAGAGGUUGGCAUUAAUAAUACAUUUGUGCACUGCCCUCUUAUAAACCCUUAAAGCAAGAUGCAUAAUCAUUUUUCACAAUGCCCUUGAUCCAUACAUUUGUUAUUGCAUGGUCAGUGAGGCAAAUUUGUCUCAAGUCAAGACAUUGUACCAGUGGUGAUCAUUUUUUCUUUUCCCAUGACAUUUCUAUUUGAAAAAGCGGUAAUAAUGCAAGGAAAGAUUACAUGCUGAUCAAAGCUUUUAAUGAAAAAAAUGAAGUGAUUCGGUCAACAGUUUUUUCUCCACAUUGCUUUGCCUUACAACAUUGCAUCCAAUUUACCUUAUUCUUUUUCAUUAAUAAACUCUUGUGGUUGGUGGAUGAUUUCACGUAACAGUUCUAUGCCAAACAGAAAACACUGCAGGAAAGUAAUGGACAAAAUUUAGGUUGUAGGGAAGCACUUAAAUCUAGGGGUAAUUAAGGGGACCAGGAGAGAAGCCUUCUUUGGGAGAGACAAAAUCGAGUGCUACAUGUACUGGGGAUAUCCUGAUCAGUCUUUGGGGGUGAGGCCCAUAUCCCCUAGUCCCUAGGAACUAAGGGGAACCAGUAGGGGGCCCUCCUGGGCAGAGUACAGAGUAUAGAUCAGGUGGGACUGGGGGUCAGCAUCCAGGAGUGGAUAUUUUUCCGGUAAAGUUCAUAUUCUCGAUCUUGAAUGCAAUGUAUUAAGUGGCAUGCAAUCAAUUUUGCUAAAAAUGCACAGAAGGAACCAUUGCAGAAACUGGUAAUAGAACUGCAACUUUUUCCCACUUUGCACCUGCAGAUUUUCUUAUGAAUCCUUGCUUUUUUCCUGAAGAUAUAAUGAUUGUAAAUGCCAAGAUUAUUUUUGCUGAUAGUUUUCUUAGUUUUCCAAUAUUAUAAGAAAGCUAUAUCUGCUAGCCUUGUCAUGAUUAAAAACUCUUUUAAAUAUCUUCCUUUUUUAGACUCUAAGCCGUGAAACUGCACUUACUUAUGAGGAAGUUGUGCGUGAAGUGAUGCUUGCUGAGAGCCAGUACAUUAGGGAUUUGAACAUGAUCAUCAAGGUAUUAGCAAAUGUGUGUCACUUUUACCAUUUAACAUAAUUUAAUGUAAAGAUUUAGCCAAGGCCAAAGGCGAAGCUCCUGUUAACAAAUUUAUAACUUGCUUCAGUCAAUAAACUUGUAACCAUUGCAAAGAAAUCUGCUUGGAGUUAAGCCUCCCAUCAGUAAUUUUGAAGGCUAAUAAAGCGUUGGCAGAAAACUUAAAAAAACGUAAUUUAUUAAACCUCAAUGGGUCCACACCUGAGUCCAUGGUAUAAUCAUGGGAUACUGGUCAGUGGAUACCUUGUUUUGACAGCUAUCAGUUGACAACAACAUGGGUGUGCAUUAUCAAGGCAUUCCAGGCUCCCGCACUAGCUAGAAAGUGUGACAUUUCACAUUGGUUUGCCUGUGGUAUGGAUGUAUGGCCAUGAGACUACCAAAAUUUCUUGGAUCGAAAGACCAAAUUCCUUAUCUAUGAGGCUCCCCUUGCAUGCAUCCAUUCACGUGGGGCUCUAGGACAGUAACAAGAUGUGGAUAUUUGAUUGAUUUUACAGGUUUUUAGAGCACCUUUUGUAGAAGCAAAGGAUCUUUUCACACGCAACGUAUGUACCUACACUCUAUAUUAUUAUCAUUCUUGUUGUAUUUGGUUACUGGUAACUCCUUCAAAUGUACUCACAACUGAGGAGUAACUAUGUUUUCUUCCUGAUUAUAUAUUUUACAGGAUAUUGACCAAAUUUUCAGUAAUAUCACUGACAUCUAUGAAUUCUCUGUGACAUUUCUGGGGUUGUUGGAUGCAGCGAUUGAAGUAGCAGAUGAAGGGAAGCAACCAGCAAUUGGGGAAUGUUUUGAAGAAAUGGCAGAGGUAACCUGUGUGUAUGACCCCAUUUUUGCAUAGGUCUGGGCAAAGUAUUGAAUGGUCAAAAAAUAGCCAAAUCCACCUUGUGUUUAUAUGGGCACGACCCAUAUAACCAUGCAAGUUUUUGAAUGGCAAAGUGUGCAUGCUUUUGACCAGAUCAGAAGAAGGUCCAAAUGUUUGGAUCGUUAUACAUUUUUAUGAAACUGCCCACCUACCACUCCCCUAAGCCAACAUUAAGACUUACUUCUCACUUAGGGCAAAAUGUUGGCUUAGGGGAGGGGUAGGUUGGCAGUUUUCCAGAAAUGUAAAGAUCCACCUUUUUGUACCGGUAUAGUUCCACUUUUACACAGACUUGUGUGAACACCUGAAUCAUACACAUUUUUGCACAGUUUGCUCCGUAAAAGCCUAGAGCCUAGUUACUUAUGUGUGAUAAAAAAAGCCAUUCCAGUGCUGACACUGGCAAAGAGAAAGAGAAAGAGAAUUUUGAUCAGUGUAAUAAAUUUAUUGAGAUAAAAUUUGAGUCCAGUGGUCCACAGUUCAAAAGCACUUAAAGCUUGUAUUACUUCUGAUGAUCGAUUAUGAUUAUGAAAUUCAUCCGAUUCCCAUUUUUACUGGGGACUAGUUGUGUAGCUCUCAUAAAAAAUCAGACAAGACUGAGAUACAUGUACAGGUAAAUUAAAGCAAAAUUUUUCAUAGCAGGCGUUCAUCUAAAAUAAUCACUUCAUCUGGCUAACCAAUCUCUUGGUACUAUAGCAUCUACUCCGAGCAGGUUGCAUGCUUAAUUCAUUAUGAUUGUGCUUGCCUAAUACCAGGGAGCUGAGUUUGAAGUUUAUGAGACAUAUGCCCGUGAGCAGACAGCAUCGGCAAGCAAGCAGUAUAGACAUCUUGGGAUUGGUGGGAAGCUCUCAGAAUUGUUACUAAGACCUCCUGUCAAUGACUAUUUCAAGGUAUGUAGGCUCCAUUUUUAAUUUAUUAAUUUGAUAAAAUAAAUAAUUGUUAUAGUGAACAGAACUUUACCGUUACAGUAUCUGGUCUCUAACAGUUGUUCAACCCCAGUUGUUCAAAGCCUGGAUAGCACCAUCCACUGGAUUACCUAUCCAUUGGAUAAACGUUAGGCAAACCAUUGUGCCACCCAAACGGAUGGAGAUUGAGCUAGUGAAUAAAUCCACCUUCAUCCACCUUGUGAACAAUGCGUACUGGGGCCUGAAUUAAAUUGAUUAGUACAGGUCCUAGAACUUCAACUGUUUUAUUUACCCCUAUAAAAUAAGAAGCAGCUAUAACAUGAAACAAGAAGAGCCUAAUUAAGAUUCCUUUUGAAUGGCUGCCCUUCACUAUUAGAAACUAAUAACCAGAUGUUACCUUUGACUUUUCUUUAUCAAAACAUAUAGACUGUUCACAGUCCCCUAUUUUUCCAUGAGAUCGUCAAGAUAUAGUGCUUCUUACUGUUAAUGGCAGCCGUGUUGACUGUGAAAUGUACCAAGGGGGCGGGCAUCAGGGUUUAUAGCUCUAGGGAGGGGGGGGGGGCGAGAAAAAUGGAUGGACUGUAAAUUUAACAUCACUGAUGAUGUUUGAUUAGUCAUUAGAUAAUAGAUAAUAAUUUGCGUUGACAAUGGGCUUAGCUUAAGUUGUUGACACUGAUAAGUCAUUGUUUUUAUAAAACGCACCAUAAAGCACAUCUUGUUCAAAGACACAAAGGAUUUUUGUUAUUUUCCUCAUUAAUCACGUAAGCCAACAUGCUUUUGAAGCAGCCUGGCCAAGGGAAUGUUGUAACAACGUUUCUCUCAAACCAACUGAAAUUUAACGCUAUGCCAAUGCAAAAAGACGACCUUUCAGAAAUGCCUGGCUUUGGUGAAGUGAGCAUGCUUAGCGCUUCAAUUAGGAAAAUGUUUCACCUUGACAUGUUUGUCCUAGAAACUGUACAAAAGGAGAUAAAUUAUUUGUAAACAUGCGAAAUUCUGCUAAAUUUGUUUGGCAUGUUUUUCAUUGCCAGGAGAGUUUCUUAAGUGAAUGGUAAAAGGCGUGAAAUGCCUGUCACACCACCUGAACAUGAGCUGCAGUGAUGUUAUUACAGUCCCUCUGUUUUUCUUGCUUCCUACCAAACCACCCCCACCCCCUACGUAGUUUUGACACUCACACAAGAUGGCAGCUUGUAACGCAAAGCGCUCGAUCUCGACGAUCUUACGGGAAAAUAGGGGACUGUGAACAGUGUACAAAACAUAACACAAGAGGAAUUAUUCCUGAGCAGCUUUCAUUGGAAUAGUGAAGAUUUUCAUCCACUCAAAACAUUCAGAAGUUGGAACCAGUUUGCACUGUACAUCAUAGUAAACUGCACCAUGAAAAAUUAUUCUUUUUGCAUGGAAAAUAUGCACUAAAAAUAAUAAUAAUAACAAUAAUAAAAAUAAUAAUAAUAAUAAUAAUAAAAACAAUAAUUGUAAUUGUAAUAAUUAUCAAAAUAAAGCUUAUUAUUAUAAUUGUUAUUAUUUGACUGUCUGGGGCUUUUUUCAUAUUAGGAUGUCAUCAUCAGAUUUAACAGUUAAGAUCAUUUUCAACAGCCAAUAAUAUUAUUGCUGAAAUUUUUUUCUUGCCAAUUUUUUUGAUGAUGGGUAUCAUUGGCAAAAUCAUUGCCAUAACUUUGAAUGAUUGAUUUUUUAUUUUUAUCAAGUCAAAAGGUCCUGGUUUUAAGGAAGCUGUCCAGUACUGCCUUCCCAAGCUGCUUAUGAUGCCUAUUUAUCAAUGUCUACACUACUUUGAUCUCAUCAAGGUAAAGAAUUUGAUGCAGCUUAAAUGAGUCUUAAGUUGCGGGCUUGUUUGUAAGCAGAAAAAAAAUUGUGAUCUAAGGAGCUAUGCUAAUGGACAAAAAUCAGUUUAAUUAAACCAUACCCAUAUAAAUAGCUUUUUCCUGGAGUGUUCCCUCUAGCUUUCGCUUCAGUUACUACCUUGUUGCUGCCUCUUUUUUUUUCUGGGAACAGAAUAUUAUCGUCAAUGGGUUGAAUCAAUUUUUGUGGUUAUGACUUGCAAAUAGACAAUUUUCGUGAGGGCAACAUUUUUCAAUAAAUUGUCAGAUCUAGAAUUCCUUUGUUUUUAUUGUCUAAUUUUUUGAAUUUAGUAAAGUGGAAGCAUUAAUUAUUUUGUUAUUUAUUAAUUUUUAUUGUGCAUUCUUGUAUUUCUAGAGUACACAUAACAUAAACUAUAAAAAGAAAAAAAUAUAUUACUGCAAUAUUAUUGCAAUAUUAUUUUUGAAGCAGAACAUCUUAUGUGAGAGAAAUAUCUGUAUUAAAGUGAUAACAAAGAAAUGCAAUUAUUUCUAUUUUAUUUUUCAGUUGUUGUUAAGAACAUCUCCUGAUGAAGCUGAUAUUGACAGUUUAAAUCAGGUACAAAAAUAAAUUUUUGUCUAUAGAAUUUAUCAGUGAUAGCUGUUUAACCAAACCCAAAAUAUUGUAUUCUUAUUGACAGGCCCAGAGUGCUUUGAAACCCCUCCAGGCACAAAUGGAAAGAAUAGUUCAGUCCUCUGGAAGUCUUGCCAAGAAAAGAGAGUAAGUAUGAGAAAAUUCCAGUGUGUUACAAUCCUCCUGGGCAUUGAAGCACUCGUCGUAGCCAUCAUCAACUUUAAUUUCCUCCCUGAGUGUUUGUCCUUUUCUCUGGCCUCUCCUCCUUGCUUCCUUCAUAACUUUGUUUUUACACUAGCCCAACACUUGCUUUGUAUACAAACUUACAGUGUAACUCAAAAUAUUCCAUAGCUGUUUUAAGAAUUUUAGUUAAGCUUUCUACAUAUAUAUUUCAUAUUCUCUGCAUUUUAGAGACUUCAAGUUUGGCAGAGCUCAGAAGAGGAAGUCUGGGGCAUUCCGUUCAGCAGCAGUUCAGAUGAAUGAACUGCAGAGGAACAUCGAUGGUUGGGAGGUAGGUGAAGAGAUGGACACACUGCAUUGUAUAGUAACUUAUAGCUUUGUACUAAUCUGUAUGUAAAUCUUACGUCAAACUGUGGAAUAGUCAGCCACCCACUGUACCUACGAUUUGGUCAGUAAGCUAAGAAACUCAGAGGACUAGUGACUGCUAAAAACCAGCUACACUGUGGAAUUAAAUUUUUAAAAAAAAUACUUAUUAUUAUUAUUGAAGUUAAGAAAGACAGUUUCUUUUGUUUGAACUGCCAAACAUUUUUUUGGCAUUCCAUCAGUUCUAUUCUUAACCUGAAAAAUCCCGUAAAAAUUGAAAUAAUUACAAAAUGUAUACCUCCUAUCAACAGAUUGUGACUUUUCUGUCUUUAAUUAGUGACUGCUUCAGCCUGCCAUUCAUUCCACUUAAUAUGUAGGGUGAGACAAAAAUGAUGAAAAAUUUUGGUCAACCCUUCAGUUUUCUAGUUUGGAUCUUCUUGAAGCUUGCAAAAACUUCCAUAAUCUUUAAUGAUUUAAUUUUCUCUUUUGGCUGUAAAUUCUAAUAAUGUUGUAUUGUACUCACACAACAGAAAAAUCUAAGGGCCUCAGGCCAUCAAACAAUGUGUUUGGCAGUUCCUGGUUGAGGUGUUAAAGAUAAAGAGCUUAAAAUAAUAUCUCUACAUUAAUUUUGCUGUCUUUGGGUUUCUUGGUCGAAGGUUAAAAGUGCUUUUUUAUAAUAUUUAUAGGUAUAUUAUAUGGUUGCUUUUUAGGGAAGAGAUAUUUCACAAUCUUGUACAGAGGUGAUGAAAGGUAAGGUUGUUGGCAAAAUUUCACUUGCUCCGUUCUUUAAUUAAUAUUUAACUACUUUUUUGGCCCCAAUUUAUUAGAAAUACCCAAAUUUUUUAUGGAGCUGUAUUUCUCUGAGUAUACUCUCUGCUGCAAAGACUAAUACUGAAUUGUCAAUGAAAAGUUGGCAAUUCAGUUAAGUAGUUAAAAAUUGUUUUGGCUUUUAUUUUUGCAUUCCUUUUGUCUCAUAUUUAAGCCAGUGGAGUAAAAACUCCAGCCAAAAAAAGGAAUACGAAAAAAGAAAUUAAAAAUAAAAUAAAAUAAUAAUAAUACAAAUGUAGUAACUCCAAAGAUAAUAAUUCCAGGUAAGAAAAGAACAAUGCAAAAGUUUGCACUCCUUGGACUGGCUCAUACUGUAAUUAUCCUUAGGACAGUGAUGGAAGACUGAGGUCUCCCAUCAGGUCUUGACUGGACUUUGUUUCCCAGGGAAAACCCUUUGUUUUAUCAGAUAAUAAUAAUAAUAAUAAUAAUAAUAAUAAUAAUAAUAAUAAUAAUAAUAAUAAUAAUAAUAAUAAUAAUAAUAAUAAUAAUAAUAACAAAAAGUAACAAUAAUGAUAACUAUGAUAAGGAUAAUGAUAGUGAUAACCAUAACAUUGAUAAUGACAAUAAUAUUAUAACAAUAAGCUGGCAUUUUUUAGUUAAGUGACAAGCCCUUUUGGAGGCUGCAGUGUCAUAAGAUCCUACAGUUCAGUUGGUUCCUAUACCAAAGGCCGCAGCAUUAAUCAGGUCUCAUGAGUCAGUACAUGUAGGUCUGGUUUUACUUCAUAUAACUUUGUAACUUUCUGAUGAAUUUUCCCCAAACGUUGUGUGAACCUCAACAUCAUACUUUGUAGAUAAUUUGUUUUGGUGAUGAGCCCCUUCACAACUGUUUUUUUUUUGUCCUUAAAGGUUAAAAUCUUUUUUAGAUUUAAAUGGUGCAGGAUUGUAAUAUCUGGCUUAAAGAGCACCUCAGUUUUUGCAGAAAUAUGAAACAAUAAUAUUAAUAUGAGAAAUUAUUUCUCAUAUUAAUAUUAUAAUGUUUAUUAACGUUGUUAGUAUUAACCCUUUAAGCCGACAAAUCCCCUUACAUUUCAUUAAAGAAUUUGAUAAGAGAACUUGUUUAAAGACGAGAGCAUUUUUCCCUCAGGUGAUCAUUGAUUAAUUCCCAUUAUCUAAUCUCUUGAUUAUGUUUUGAUAUUGUACGGAGAAAAUAAAUGUUUAACUCUUGGGACUUGAAGUGUAAAUCAGUGUAUGAUGUACUUUUAUCUUUUCUCAAUGUAGAGGGACUUCUUGGCAAGAUCCAUCCCAAUAAGAAAGACACGGAGAGAUAUGUUUUUCUCCUUGAUGGGCUCUUAAUUUGUUGCAAGCAGGUAUUGUGCAGCCUUUUUUGGCUUUUGUUUCACUGCAAGAGUACUUAAGCCUUUUUCGGCUUUUCUUUCACGUGAUGAAAAAGAGCGUGUCCGAAGCUAGUAAGGCAGCUGCAUUGUAAGAACACUAGAUAUUGGUUUAAUUAAUGUUAUUAAACUAAAGAGUAAAAGUUUUAUAACCACCCAUCCUCCCUUUGUUUUACCUUGCUAUUGCACUGAUUUUUUUUUUCAUGGCUUGCAGAAUACUCGGCAUUCAUUAACAGGACCUUCCCCAGAGUACAGACUCAAAGAAAAGUACUUUUUGAGGAAAAUUGAAAUUAACAACCUUGAUGAUACAGAAGGUAAUAAAUAUAAAAUUUUCAAAAAUAAUUGUGUAAGAAUGAUAAUUAUUAUCAUUCAGAGCAGUUUCUUAGCAUUGGCUUACUCAAUUUGACAUAAAGAUGAUGAUUUUGUUCUGACACAGUGCACCCAACUUAACCUUCCAAGUCAAAAUUGCUCCUUUUGGAGGUGCUCCUAAAGGGAGGUGGUGGGGCUUCUAUGUCCCUAUAGUUUGAAUUUAAAAUCCUAUCAUUUCAUUUUCAACCCAUCUAUGUGUCAUUUGUUGUCAUUUCAGCUGACCUCUAUGUUCCUGGUCCAAGGCCAUGUCGCUUGUCAGUAUUUUACCUAUAUUUACAAUAACUGAAUUAUACCUCGCAUGACGAUUGGCUAAUUUUUAUUAUCAAUAAGAGGACAGACACAUAGAAUUUUCAUUUAUGCAAUUUACGCCUAUAAGACCGACCUUUCGGUUUGAUUGUACACAGCUCAUAUAGCGGAAUGGCUUUCAGAACAACAAACAGGACAAGAACUGACGUAAACAACUGGCCGUACACGAUUUCUGUUCGUACUGAUCAGUUAGCAACUCUUCAAAACUGCCAGGCUAGUUUGAUCUACAGACAGCUCAACCGAACAUUGCUUUUGGCUUAUUGUUCAGUUACUUUAACGGCUCCAAAAUCUUUCCCUGGAAUAAUAUUUAACCUUGGGCUAGUUUACGACAUUAUACAGUCCAAAAAUGCUUCCGUUUUUCGAGACAAUAAACACCUCUGAUCUCAUUCUUGUUUGAAGUUUGCAAAACAAUAAUUUAAUUCCUAAUUUAUGCAGGGCAGUGGUGUGACUCAACCUGUCAAAUUUUUAGCCAAUGAAACUCCAUUACUUGUCAUCGCCAAGUGAGAAAAGUUAUUGACACUAGCAUUGCGCCUUAAAAAAGUCAUGAAUUUUCUAGUGUUUUCCUCAUUUUUACCAGCAAUAUUUCACUUUUUCGAGCUUUUGUUGUUGAAAAAACAAAUUGAUGCCAGUUUUUUAUCAUCUGUUCUCUUAUUGAUGAUGAAAUGACAUCAUAACAUUGCUAAAGUUUGUUGUGGAUCCACUCGCCCGUGGCAACAGUUUAACGAUGUUAUGACGUCAUUUUAUCAUAAGGACAGACAAUAGGGAGUUUAAGAUGCCACUACGGCGACGGCAACGAGAACGUCAAAAAACAAUUGGUUAAGAUUAGCAAAACAGCAACUAUGCACGUGCAUCACGCUUUUUUGUAAAUUUCUCUGCCGUCACUGCACGAUUACGACGUGAAUUGCCUAAUUUCACGUUUUAUCGACAACGUGAACUUACGACGACGAAUCUCUCUUACUCUUUGUAAACCUGGAUAUUUUUCUUAAGAAUUCAACUCCAGGAGAGUUCGCCUACAUAAGACAUAGUGACCGAGUUGGGAUAAUUACGCUAAAGUUUCAUAGAUCGAGAAGUCACUUUUUAAGCGACGUUUUUGCCUCUGUCGCCGUCGUGGUAUCUUAAACUCGCUAAUAAAAAACUGGCGUCAAUUUGUUAAUUUGGAUAUGCUUGCAACAGACUUGACUAUAAUUUUUUUUAUGGUGGUGGUUGCUAAUUCAAGGGUAGGGGUGACACCACGGGUAGGACAGGCCGUCACCCUCACCUUUGGUCUAGCUCUCUCUCACCCUUUUUGGAAAUGCCACAGCAUGGUCAUUUCUGUUACAUGCAUGUUGUAGUAAUAGCUUUGGAAAUUGUUUUUUUCCCCAACAGAUGUAAAGAAUGCAUUUGAGAUAGUUGAUCGAGAGCAGCCUAAAGCCGUCUUCACCUGUAAGACAGAAGAAGAGAAAAAUGAAUGGAUGUCAGGUUUAAUGACAAUCUACAUGAGAAGGUAAGAAGUAAGUUAAGUAACAUUCCAAGAACAUCAGCAAGGUCAUGAAGCAGGUGAUGAACUUGAAGUACCACCACCCCCCCCCCCCCCCCCCGGAAGGGGGCCCAACCCCAAAAAAGUGACCUCGGGCGCCGUUUUUUUAUGCCCCCCCAAAUUAAAGCCCCCCCAAAGUGUUUUUCCUUCUAUAUAUAAACACAAAAAAUAAACCUCAAUUAUAUUUUUCAAAAUACCCCCCCCCCCCCCCCCCCCCUACUGGACAGGAUGCCUAACCAUAAAAGUGUGACCUGGGGCUCAUUUCUUUAGUGACCCAGUAAUUAAAGCUCCCAGAAAGCUGUUUUCCUAUAGCUAUGUAAACACAAGAUUGAGCUUUCAAUAGCUUUGCUGCUAAUAUGGUGAAAUAAUCAAUCGAACAAAACAAACUGGACAGGUUUGUUAUCCUUGGACCUGUGCUUUUGUUCUUAAUAGUAACAUGAUAACAAUAAAAAUAGCAACAACAACAACGAGAGUGCCACCCUCCCUCACUUGCAGCCAAUGGCUGAAUUGUGGAGGAACCAGAGAGGUGAGAUCAGACAUCAUCAUGUAAAGGUGCACUAUGCUGCCACUUCCGUGUUUGAUCUCACCUCACCCACCCAGACCAAUGACAGCACAAGUCACAUAGACCACGACAGCGGGGCCUACGUCCCCUACUCUUUUUGAACAAUGUCGUGUGUUCUUUUAUGUCCCCCUCCAAAUGAUGUGUAAGGAUGAACAAGACAGACGGCUUAACUUCACCACUUAAUGACGCGAUCAUCUGAACUGAGAAAAGGGUUUUAGUCACAGCUAUGUACGAUCUCACCAGAUUUUUUAAGACCUGUGGUUGAUGGUCUGGCCGGAGUUUUAACUCCUGCUCAGUAGACCAGCACUCUUUCACCUGAGCUAACCAUGCGCCGGUGUUCUUUUGAUUUUGAUUUUGAAAAUUUACCAAGACUUUUGAGAAGUGGGUCCCUGGCAGGGGUACCACAUCCACUACUUCCCUCCACAAUCAGCCAUUAUGAAGCAACGUGUCUUGUGUAAUGAAGGAAUAUAAUAUUUGAAACCAAGCCUGUAAGGAAGUUUCUUCAGUGAGAGCUUAAAGAUGUGUUAGGAGAUCUUAUCCAGUGGAGCGUUCUUUUAGGGAAUGUCCCAAGUUUUAGAACACUGUGAAUCCUCUAUAAAACUCCCCGCCCCCACCCCCUGGGAGCUCAUCUAUUUCAAGCACUUUUGAAGAGAGCUUAUAUAAUGUAGCGAAAUGGUGUGCUAUAUACUGCUUUUAAUCAAACAACCUGAAGAGGAUAUCGAUUUUUCAUAAAGAACUUAAUGCAGAGUGGCAAACCCAAGCAAAUGAAGUUGGACUUCAUGCCGCCGAAGAUCAAAAACAAAUUCGAACUUCCAGCGCGUGAAUAAACCAUACUGCAACAGUUGACAUGAAGUGUUUUUAAGUUAUGAUUAAUUAAUACAGUCUCGCAUUGACUGAUUUGAUUGUGAAAAAUAAAGGGGAAUAGGGUGGGAGGUGCUUAAAAGAAACGUACGGCUUAAUAACGUUCUUCCUCUGAAAUGGAGGGAGGUUAUUAAAGAUGGGGGGCUUAAUAGGGGAUUUACGGUAGUUCUGUACUGAAAGGUCCUCAAGUGGAAUUUAAUGAAGUGAUGGACCUCAUUGUAAAUGGUUUUUAGUGAAUAGCCCUGUCUUAAAGUAAGGGUCUUGCAUCAAGAACUGUCAAAAGUCUUGUAGUGAAGGGCUGUGUAGUGAUUCACUUCUCUUUUGUCUCUCAACAGCACAUUAGACCGGAUGCUUGAUCAUCUGCUGUUAGAAGAAGAAAAGGCGAUACCUCUUAGAAUGCCAAGCCCCGAAGAAUACUGGUCAGUGAAUUCUAUAUAUAACAUUAUCAAUAGUUUAUCGUACACUAGGGGAGUUGGUAAGGGCAUACACAUGAUGGCUCUGGGGGUAGGGUGGGAUUGACAGGGCAUGGACAGGAUUAGCGGGAGAAAAGCGUUUGAGAAGUUUGGAAUUUUGAGUAGUGUAAUAAACAUGCUCGAUUGUUUAAAGUGAGGGGAGUAAUAAUUUGGACCUAUAUCUUAUAACCAUCUGUAUUAUUUUUAUUUUCAGUUUUGCUGUAGAGGACGCUGAAGAUAAUAUUGUUUUUGAAGAAGGACAAGGGGUAAGAAAAAAAAACAUUUUUGUUCAAGAUUUAGGAUUUUAGUAGAACCAGGAAAAUUUUAUGGAGUUGAUCAUCAGCAGUGUGUUCUUGUAAACAAAUGUAAUUUUAUUUGUCUGUCCUUCAUUUCAAAGAGCCUUAGCAAUGCCCCAGUUAUCAAAGGUGGAACACUGAUCAAGCUGAUUGAGAGACUGACCAAUCACAAAUAUGCAGGUUAGUUUAAGCACAGGUAGUCCAAGCUCGAAAUAUAAGCAUCGCCGAACAUCGGUACUGUUGCAUAACAUUGGAAAUAUAAGGAUUUUAUGGGGAAAAAACCUAUCGUUUCCGUAACCUACGAAAAUGAAAGGAUAUCAAUGAAAUACAGCUUAACGUACAUAAAAUGUGUGUCACAUCUCUCCUGUUUGGUCCAUGGGCCGAUUUAUAAGAGAGAAAACCGUUUACAGUACAACCCAUAAAACGGCCAUAAAUCCGCCUAUGGAGCACGCAGGAGAGACGUAACACACACUUUUUGUAAGGUAAGCUUUUUUUUUAAAUUGAAAUCCUUUCAUUUUCGUAGAUUACGGAAACGAUAGGUUUUUUCCCCAUACAAAUCCUUAUAUUACCAAUGUUGCGCAACAAUGCCGAUGUUCGCCGAUGCUCAUAUUUCGAGCUUGAUCUACCUGUGGUUCUAGCCUGCAUCGCAGACGUAAUCUAACCCCGGUUAGUAAGGUCUGUGAAGCAGCGCCAAUACCGUUGUUCUGGGCCCCUAAAGGACUCAACGAAUAGUCCAUUUUCGAGUUCGCUAUGACCGCUGAAUUAAAGAAGUGAAGACGCAUUUUUUACAGCCUUAGCCUCAAUCUGAAGUAACAUAUUCACAAAUUCCAACGAGAAAAAGACCUCUUUAUUACUCUGUCUAUUGUGUAUACAGCUAUUUCGAGAAAGGUUGUCGGAAAAAAUGUGCACGCGACAAUCCCGAAAGGUAAUAUAGGAUAUGAUCAAUACACUGUUCCUGACACGGUAGCUGUCGAACCUACUUUUGUUGCUUUCUUUUAGCACUCGCAAACAUAUGUCCAUGGCCUCUCGUGUCAUUCUUUUCAAACUUCUUUGAAAAACGGUGAAUUAAAAACCAGCCACAGUACCUUUCGAGAUUGUCGCGUGCACAACCUUUCUCGAAAUAGCUGUAUUCAAAUUUCAAACACUUACUUGCCAGAAUUUCUGAAUAUUUUACUUUACGUCGAGGCUAACCCUGUAUGAAUGUGUCGUUAAUGUUUACAUUCAGCGGUAAUUUUUAAUUCAAAACUGGACUAUUACAAAAAAUGUGUUUCGAACUUAAUUUCGACCUGACUAACAAAUCGACAAUGGGAUUUUUAACCAUUAGGCCUGGGCAAUUUUAACCAAUAGGCCUUUCCCUUUACUGCAGCUUUUGGCUGCGUCCAAGUUAGCGAAAAUCAGUCAACAUGGCCGGAAAGAACGGCUAAAAAUCAGUCGAGUUGCCAAGUUUGAAAGUGAUUUGUUUUGAAAUGAACGAAGAUAUAUAUCUGCAAAGUCGCGGAAUUUUACAGUCGUUUGUUUGGCGGGGGCAAGUUCACGACUUUGGUCGUAUUAUCUUUAAACUUGCUAAGUUACCUCUUUUUAACGCCCUCUCUCCACCAGUCUCUAUGGAUAUUCGCUUCGCUUACUGCUCUUUUUUUUUAUCAAAAGUUGUAAAAAAAAAGCGUGGAAUGGUCUGGUGGUAAAGGAUUUAACGGAGCCAAAACCAAUUGUGGAAUCGUACGCAUUUAAGGCAUUCGACUGAUGAACGGUUAGGACAGUUUUGAAGAUGGAGCAAUAGUUUAUUUCUAUCCCCUCUCAAUUAUGCAAUUAUCUUUUGAUUGUUUGUUUAUUUUGUCAGGUAACCCUUUUCCACUUUUUUUUCUUUUCUAUUCACAGAUCCAACGUUUGUGAGGACAUUUCUUACCACGUACAGAUCCUUCUGUAAACCAAGGGAACUUUUAGAUUAUUUAAUUAAGAGAUAUCCUUUUCUAUGUGAAACUACUAAUUGUUUAAUUUAAAUUGCUGAAAGAACAGAAAACAGCCCUCCUACCAACAAUCCUUUAUCCUUUGUAACUGUAUGAUCUUGUUUUUUUUUUUCUUUUUCUUCUUCUUUUUGAUACAGUCUUUGAUUUGCGUAGGGUAUUUAACAGGUUUUUGUGAAUCUGUUGCAAAGACGUACAUGUAUUUGGAUGAAACACUUUUUGAACUUGAUAGUUCUCACAGGAAUAGAAGUUUUUAGUAAAAGUUCUCAGAAUAUUGUGGUAGUUGAAUAAGGAUCAUAUUUCCAAAUUUCCUUCACUUUAGUUAUUUUUCAAUAUUUUUUCUUCAUAAAGAAUAAGUGAGUGAAAUGAAGAUAGGUCCUUAACUGUGCAUUACAUUUGAAAUCCCCGAACCUCCUCCUAGCGAGCUUGACAAACUAGCCAUGGCCCGGGGGGAGCCUGUUGUCCGAGAGGAUCUCAAGAGAUUUAGAAAAGAAUACGCACAACCUGUGCAACUCAGGUGAGGUAGCGGGAUUAGAUUGAUAUACUCUGCUACAGCUUGGAUGGUACUACAAUAGAAACGGGCAACGGGGAAAUGAUCCAUGCUUUAGUGACAUCUCUGUAGCUGUGCGAUAUUUCUUCCAAAGUGACCCUUAGUUUUUCAGUCUUAUGUGUAAAAGUGUGAUCACGAGGGUACGUUACGCGUAAUGGGGAAAAAAAGUAAGGGCAUCUCUAGACUUAAAGUAGACAGCUUCACGUUUAAAUCUGAACGCGCUACAUCGUUUUGAUUAUAUGCGACAUCUGAAGACGUUUUGUGAUCGCCAGGGGAUUUAAAACAAGGACAUAUCUAGGUCUUCCACUUUAGAUGACCAGCUGUACGAUAAAUCCGGACGCUCUACACUUUUUAGACGUGCGACACCUGGCCUCAGUUGGUCAAAAUGUGGAUAGUGCUGUCCAGCUGAUAAAUUCUAGCCAGUGGAUAAUGUAAUUGGUUGUCCUAACACUUAUCCCCUGGGGUGAUUUAUCUAGUGGAUAGCGUUACCCACCGUUUCAACAAUGGGCGUGAAGGUAUGCGGUAGAAUUAAGCUGCUAUUUUGUCCCUCACAGAUGACGAACUGAGAUCCCAGAAGCAAAGCUGAAUGAUGGUAGUCUGUUGAACUCAGAUCAUGAUAAGAAAUGCCCCGCAAAAAUGUCCAUUUCGUCUUAAGUUUGGACGUUUAUGUCGGUGUUCUGCAAGAGACCCUGACCUAGUGGUUCGAAGGCCGAUUAGCGUUUAACCCAGGGUUAAAUUUAACCCGGGUUUCUUUUCCUUUUGUUAAAAAGCAUUUUCUCGGAUAGUUUUCUCUGUUAUUUUUAAGAGCAUUCAAUCAUCAACUUCUUGAUAAAAAGAAUUAAACUGAAUUUACUUUUCAAGCUUUGUUAUUUGAAUUCAAAUUUCGCACUAACCCUAGGUUAUCUUAACUCAGCUUUGAACAACCCGGCCCUACAUUUGAUUAUUAUUUUGGCUUUGCCUUUUUUAAACUAGAGUUCUGAACGUUAUUCGUCACUGGGUGGAUAAUCAUUGCUAUGAUUUUGAGCGUGAUGCUGAGUUAUUAGACAAACUUAAUUUGUUCCUGGAAGGCGUCAAAGGCAAAGCUAUGAGACGCUGGGUCGAGUCCAUUAACAAAGUGAUCAUUAGAAAGGUAAGUGAUGUAGACAUUGAUUUACAAACUAUUAGAGCGUUUCACUCACGUGACCAGCACCUAUGCAAGUUUAUUCGGACAAAACAAAGCGUUUACAUAAGAAAAGAGUACAACUCCCAGAAGACUUGUUUGGGACACCAACAUGGCCGCCAUUUCGUUGUAUUUUUCCGAUCCCCGCAGGGGGCGAGGAAAAAUACGAGUAAUGGGCGAAAUGUCCGCUCGUAUUAUAUGCUAAACCAUCGAAUAAGAGGUUUAUUAUUCCACUACAAAAAAGAAUUGUUAUUUUGCAAUUGGCUUCCAUUGUUUUUGGUAAGAGUAUUUAGAAACAUCCUGAUUCCGUCUGUGAGAAUGACGUUAACAACGAGCAAAAUGUGUGAAAGGUUUGAACCCAGGAGUCAUUUCAAAAGUAGGUUGUGUUUGAUCGUCGGGGUGAACGUAGUCCUGACUAGGACUGUUGUUGACAGUGACUACAGUCCCCUGAGUCCUAUUCAGGACCACGUUCACCCGGACGAUCAAACACAACCUACUUUUGAAAUGAGCUAAAUGUUCGCGCGUAUUAUAUGCCAAACCAUGGAAUGACAGGUUAAUUAUUUUAAUGCAAAAGAAAAAUGUUAUGUUAGCUUCUAUUUUCUAGUAAGAGUAUCCAAAACAUCCUGAUUCGGUCGGUCAUAGUUGCUCCUUUUUUCUUAAUUUGCAUCCGCCGGUAUUCACCCUGUUGUAUUACGGCCGCGUAUUCUGCCCGUUCUCCUGACUUUAUAUGGUAAAAUGACAUAAUAGUGGAAUAAUAAUCCUAAAUAUCUCUGGGAUAAUCGAGUCAGAUAUGGAUGUAACUUUUUUACUCUACAUGAUGUCUCAGCCUUUGUUUUUAACCCUUUAAGUCCCAAUGGUGACCAACAUCAAUUUUCUCCUAACAAUAUCCAUAUGUUGCCAAGAGAAAUGGUUAUGAGAGUUAAUACACUGAUCAUGAUGAUCAAGAGAAAAUACUUUGAUCUGUUAUCAAACUCUCUCAACUAAUUCUUUAAAGAAAUGUAUGAAGAUCAGUAUGGAGAAUUUAUAUGUGGAUAUCGGGGCUUAAAGGGUUAAGAAAGCGACUACUUAAUCAUUCUUAGUAAUAUGUCGUUUGCUUUCCAGACAACUUCCUACAACGACACUUUAGCUCCAGAAAUUACAUUUGAGAAAGAACCGCCCCCAAUUGAAUGGCACUUGGCAGCGUGUAACGACAUGGACUUUUUCAACAUCUUGACGGUGAGUCGAUUUUUUUCAUUUCCGAGUUGCCCCAAGCCUCGGUUUCAAAGCAAGGCUUAGUGCGAAGCAGUGGGCCAUUUCUGAGUUGCCCCAAGCCUUAGUUUGAAAACGAGGCUAAAUGCGAAUCCAAUGAUAUGAAAAUGAUUUUUUAUUCUCAUGCAAAUAAAACUCAUUUUCACCACGUUUUAGAAGUAAGAGUUUUUAGAACGCGAAAAUGGCGUGCUACACUGUCACAGGACUAAAUGCAACGUAGUUUUACACUGAAGUUCAGUGUUUUUUCUUUUGUGACCAGCAUAAACCUGUAGACCUAAAUCUGUUGUUCUUAACAUUGUUUUUAGCUGCAUCCAAUUGAGAUUGCUCGGCAGUUAACGCUUAUUGAAUCUGAGCUGUACAGGUAAUAUUCCUACUUUAACUUAGCAGCGCCACGCCUUUGAAUCACGUAUUUUACCGAACGCCGACGUGGAACGAAGUAUAGAACAACCUUCCGUUUGUCUUUAUUUCCUGGUGGUUUUCGACACCAAGUCGCGUAUCCUAAAGAGUAAAGAUAUACAUCAAUCCGUUGCAUCUUAUAAACAUGACUAGAAAUGUUCCACUCUGUGAUAAAAUUAUGCCAGUGUAAUGUUUAUUGUAGUCUCCCUCGCAGCUGUUUUUCUCGUCACGUACUACGGCUGCGUGGUGGACUAGGUUAAUUGUUGAACAAGAAUGCUCUUAAAAGGGCAAGUCUCGCUUACUUGGAGAUUAGAUAAGAAGUAAGGAGGCGAUUAAUUCUACACGAAAGAGGAUUUCCUCGCUAAAAGUUUUUCACGUCCUACUUUGUCGAAGGUCGAGUAUUCUUCAGGAUGUCUAUUUUUCAUAUCGUAUUGGUUGAUUUGUUUAUGAAUUGAUUGAGUACCCGUGUAUAAAUUCACGAAAAUCAAGGGCCUCAAUUCGUCAGAAAUUACAUCAUUGCUGAAGAACGAAAACGUGAUGAACAUGAAUAACCAUUGCCGAAAAAAACCGCAUGCACAUCACAAGACUCAUUUGCAUACAAUGAAAGUUUAUAAAACCCGACCAGUUAGCCUAACCAUCGACGUUUUGCUGCUAAAGCAAGCGAGACUACUAAAGUAAACUGAAUGCAGUAUUAGAUACUGAAAGUAUCCCUUGCGAAGAAUCUGAAUCUUAUGCUGCUAUUUUUCUUGCUUUAUUUCUCAGGGCGGUGCGUCCCUCGGAGCUGGUAGGAAGUGUCUGGACGAAAGAAGACAUCAAACAUUUGACGUCGCCGAAUCUUUUAAAGAUGAUUCAUCACACCAAUAAAAUCACUGUGUGGUUUGAGAAGAGCAUGUUGGAGUUUCCAAACUUAGAAGAAAGAGUAGCAGUAUUAAAUAGACUUAUGGAUAUUCUAACAGUGAGUAUGGCAGUUUCCUUGCUAAUGGAGAUAAUUCAAGCUUUUUUUCUCAUGGCCUCAUCUGGCCUUCUCUUUUUGCUGCUUAAGGGCCUUCCAGAUUUUGGGGUCGGGGGGGCAUGUUCCCUUGUUCCUUUUAAUAAUCACUUAGUCAGCAAGUGUCAUGGCGUAGCAUCGUAAUGACAGUCACUUCUGAUCAAUGGUGUUACCUCACCUGCUCUUUUGUAAAGAACAAAUUGACUUCCACUCUCGGCUCACCGGUAACCAAAUCCAAACAACUACUGCGAGUGACGAGAGCAAAAAUGUGAGUCGUUAAGGGUCUGCUUGUAACGUUUAUGGAAAGACUUUUCUUUGAAGCUGAAAAAUCAAUGUUCUCCUGUUCCAAAAAGGUUUUUUUCUUUGUUCCCGAAAAGUGAAUGGUCAUGCUGCCUUGCCACCCAAAAUCCCUGGGAGGCCCUCUGUCUGGUGUCGUUGUGAUGUGUUUAUUAGCACUUGGGGACCCUGCAAGUAUAGAGAAGGCAGGUUUCUCGAAGAAAUCUAUUGCUAAGAUGGUUGUUCUUUAAUUUGAAAUAAUUCUCGUUUGGCUACUGCCCCGAAGCGAGUUCGUUCUAUUAUAAACUAAGCUUAUGUUAUCUCUUCUGAAUCGAGUUAAUACAACUGUUAUAGUACAAAUCGGUUGAAGAUUGGUUUCGAUUUGAAUUCUUUUUAAAACUAAAACCAAAGUAUUAACUCUAGCUAAUCACAACAUGGUCUUGCAAACAAAUUAACCAAUCAGAUGUCAAAGCAAAUCCAGUGUAGCCGUCUCCAAGCGCGGGAAAAGUCGCAAUUGGUAUAGGUUAACUUCUGAUUGUUUGAGAAGGUGGCGCGAGAUCUUCUGGCCAAUCACAAACAGUAGAGCAAUCACGGAUUACUUUUAAUACUUGAUUGAAAGCCGGUCUGGACAGUGAAAUUUAAACUUAAUUAUUUUGUUCAGUGAGUUCUGAAACUGUUUUAAUUACUUCCAGGUUUUUCAAGAAUUAAACAAUUUCAAUGGAAUUUUAGAAGUAGUUAGUGCAAUUAAUUCAUCGCCAAUUUUCCGACUGCAGCACACUUUUGCGGUAAGUCUUAAAUGGCUUGUUUUUUGUAUUUUAUUGUAUUGUAUUGUUUUCGUUUUUGUUUUUUUGAAUUUCUGUAGCGAAAUGUUGUUUUACCGUUCUCUUUCACAAGCGAUCGAAAUUAUCUUCGUUGUGUUAAGUUUAUUUUUAUUAUAGUUUAUUGCGCCUUCUUAAGUACAAUGCAUUAUGUAGUCAAAUUAAGCAUACCCGUUUUGCGCGGAUACACUUGCAAUUUUCGUCUUGUUGAUUGGCUGUGUAACUUGCGAAACCAACAAAAAUAUUUCCGAUGGGCUCUCUAAAUUUGCCAGCUGCUACUGUUGCGAAACAAGAAUUUGUUUCUGUAAGAAAUCUUACAUCUUUGGUACUGUCGAACGAAUGUUCCCCCUAAAGAUGUGCUAAUAAAGAGGGACAGUUACGAAACGUUUCGGCAACCUUUUUCUUGUCCUAGGUAUCAUUAUUACAUAAAAAAGUAAUUUAAUGGAAUAUUUAGUUUGUCUUUUUAUGACGUGCAAAGGUUAAUUAACGUCAGUCUCAGAGUCAGGUUGAUAUGCAAGCAUGGGACCAUCGAAGUUGCCUAGUCCAUGCAAAAAAAAUUAAAGAGGAAAACAAUUUAAUUUCAGGGAACAAAACUGAGGAUCGCAAUUCUUACCUUCUAUUUCCGUACAUAUUUUGCAGGAGUUGUCAGUCAGACGGAGCCAAACACUGGAAGAGGCAAAAGAACUCAGCCAAGAUCAUUACAAGAAGUACAUCGAGAAAUUACGAUCCAUUAAUCCGCCAUGUGUCCCCUUCUUCGGUACGUAAUAACAGAGAAACUCAUAAUUAUACCUGCUAGACAUUCUGGUGCACUCAAGUGCUAAUGGGAUUGUUGAAAGACAGUAUAUUAGCUACGUGAAGUCAUGAUGGCGUAGUAGUUACUUAACUGACAUCUAUAUCACUGAAUACUUUUUAGCUUGUACUCCCAUGGUAUACGCUUUUGCUCAAAUGUGUAAUUUGCUGUCUCUUCCAGGCAUGUACUUAACAAAUAUUCUCAAGACAGAAGAAGGCAAUCCUGAUUUUCUGCCCAAUUAUCCUAAGGGAAUCAUCAACUUUAGUAAAAGGUGCGAGAAUUUUUUUAUUGUGGUCUGUCCACCAAAGAAUGUUUGUCAAAAGUCAAGCAAAACGAAUUAUCCUUACUUCGCUUGAGGACAAUAGGCGUUGUCCGAAUUAGAAGGAUAUUCCACAUUCGGACGAACCUUUGAGGACGUAAUUUCUUCAAGCUCUCGGCGGAGAAAAGUCAAGGAUUAUAUAUCGAGAAUGGGAAAAUUGAAAAAUGUAAGAAGCUGGAGGAAUUAUUUCAGGUCACUGUUAUCUUAACGAUUUCUGUCAUUAAUACGAACUAUCGCUUUCCAGAAUUAUAUGGGUUUCAAGCUUUACACAUUCAUAAAAAAAGCAGCGAAAGUAGAAAGGAGAUCUGUAAGAGGAGAAUAGAUGCCGCCACUGUACGUUACAUUUUGUAUUUAUUUGGUCAGGGAUAUUUUAUUUUUAUCAGGGAAAAGUCAAGGAAUUUUGAAACCGAUAUCUUCGGCAAAUGGCAAAGCAAUUGCUUUGACCAAUUCAGGUAAUCAAAUGAACCGAUCAAAUCUCACAGCGGAUCCAGUGUAGCUUCCAAGCGCGAGAAAAUGCUUCUCUUGAGAAAAGGGCGGGAGAUUUGCAGCCAAUAGGCUGUUUGGGAGUUCCGGAAACUCUCACUUUCAAAACGAGGCUAAGAGCAAAACCAUUCUUGUGAAAAUGACUUUCAGUUGCAUAGCCUCGCUUUGAAGUAGAGGCUUGGAGCUACUCGGAAAUGGCCUAUUACAAACGCAAAAUCAAGAAACUAAGACUAUUGCGAGAUUACUUUUUAACCUAAUCUGAUACUAGUCUUGUUUAUGUCAAAGCCUGAAGGGUUGAGUUGUUUUUUUAUGUGUAGCUUUUCAUGACGCAGUAGUUUCAUUAACGUUUCUGCUUUUAUCAACAGGAGAAAGGUAGCUGAAAUUACUGGAGAAAUUCAGCAGUAUCAAAAUCAGCCCUACUGUCUUCAGAAAGAGGAGUUUAUCGCGGUAAGAGUUGAGGUGCAAUUUAAUUUUAUAUGCAGUUGCUUGCCUCUUGCGAGAAAAUCUGAGUUAUGUUAACAUCCUUUCAGCAAGUUCAGAGCAAAUAAGUGAGCAGUAAUUUCCUGUGGUACUUGUUUUUUAUGCUAUACAGGAUGGUUGUGACUUUUGAGUCUGUAGAUGUUAAUGUAGGCUUGCGACUAUGUCUAUGAUAGAUUUUGCGAGGUAAUAAAGCGAUUUUCGUAUGACCUUGAAAUGAAAACGCGCAAACAAAACAGAAACAACGUACAAAAGAACGGAAAUAGAGCGAUUUUAUUGGUUUCUCGAACGGAUACAAACGCGCGUGGCUUUGGUUGGUUAAGAGAAAGCUCGGGUGAAAAAACUUCAUGCCUUUAGAACUUUCUAGAAAUCAUCCGUUACCUCGCUUUCACGUCAUGCUGCAACACGAUUGGCCAGUCGAACCAUGCCUUCUCCAUAUUAGGGUUUUUUUUUCUUUAGCGGGAAAACGAAGAGGCCAUGUUUUGAUCUUUUCAUCCAUUGGCUGUUGAAACAAAUAACGAACACUUACCGAAACCAUUUUUCGCGGUCAUACGAAAAUCGCUCUAUAUGUAAAUGUAAAUGUAAUCCUCAAGUGUGACCAUUCAAAUAAAGCCCACUUCCUGUGGUACUGUUUUUUACGUUGUACAAGGUGGUUCUAACUUUUAGGCUCAUCUCCGGUGUAAGUUAGUUUAGUACUCACAGCUGACGUAAAACAAAGAAAACAAAACGUCCUUUACAAUGAACCUAACCCUGACAAUAGUUCAUAAAACAAGGAAAACGAAUAAAUUAAUUACACCGGGGAUGACCCAACCUUUAAGUCUGUUGAAAAAAUUGUAAAAUUAACGUCUGAAAUGUAAUUGCACCUUUUGCGAUAUAUCUUACUCCAAAAUGACGGCGCUAUUACUUUUCUUUAAUAUUUGUGUUAAUUUAGUCCCUCUUUCCUUGAUUGCAUCUGCAGAACUUAUAGAACGUUUACCUUGAAACGAGACAUUGAGGGUCCUUUGUCUUCUGCAGAGGUCACUUUGUGUCGUAGGGAGACUGGGGAGUGGGAAAAAGAUAGCGCGCGACGGUCGCGCGGCGAUUUUCGAUUUUUUUUCUUUUUAUGAGGUAAUCAGCGGGACCCAAUACGGAGGAGAAAGUUGAGGGUCAGUUAUCACGUAGACUGCUGAUAAAAGAGCAAAUAACUUUACCAUUAGUUUGCAAUGAGAUGUAUUAAAAGCCGUUGUUAUUUACGGUUUUAACUCAUUCAAUCUGUAGUGUUCAUACUUGUGAGUGUUUUCUUUCGUAGGAGUAUCUAGAGACGCUUGAUCCAUUUGAAGGACGAACUGACACUGAAAUGGAAGACUAUUUGUACCAACUUUCUCUAGAUAUUGAGCCUCGAAACUGUGAAAAGUUGGUAAAGCAUGUAAGUCGAGAACCAUUGAACGAACUCAUGCAAACCUGGCGUGCGUCUCUCAAAACUCCCAAUAACAUUUUCGUCCCGAAAACUAUUUGUGCACAAAGUUCAUUUGCACGAAUGUGAUUUUUGGAAAAUUUUGUAAGCUAUACAAAUCAAGAAGUAUGUUGUUCUACUUUGCACAAAAGCUCUAUAUGAUCGUUAAGAAAUGGAUGAUAAAAAACACUUUCCGAGCCGCUAAACUCCCCAGGAGUUUUGAGAUAUACACGCCUGGCACGUGAACGCUAACAGUCAUGUCAUGCACUGUCGUCACGAGAUCACGCAAAGAACACUUGCGUAGGAGACUAGAAACUAUCGCGUUAAACGUUGGAUAAUGGGCCAGUUUUGAAGGUCUGUAGAUUAACAUUAGUAGUGCUUGUUCCUAAUUAAGGACGGAUGAGGGUGACAAAGUCAUUUGUAAUUCUGGAAACGUUCUAUGUCACUUUGUAAGCUCCAAUAUGCCUACGCAGUGUGCCGUUAAAUGACAGCAGGCUCGUCGAAUUGUUUCUAAAUCGUUUUGUAUACCAGUCUAGUGUUGAAAGCCCAACGUCAUGCCUUUUAGUGUCCAUGCUUGCAUAUUUCUACUGAACAGGGUGACCGAAAUUUGCUUUUGAUGAAAAGCACGUGUACCCCACUACAGCAUUUUGAUGGUACGCUAUUUUCACUGGUAUUUGUUUUUUCACAGCCUCGAAAAACAGAAUAUUCACUGAGGUCACCUGGAACCAAGCCCUCAUACCUUCAGUCUCGACUCUCCAUCACCUCACAAACAACAUUAAGAAGAAGUCCAUCACAAGCAUCGUCCAUCUACCUACCCGAUAGUGACAUGUUCCCGUCAACUGUUUCGUUAUCGCCGAGCACUCCACGAACUCCUCAAUCGAUGUCGUCCUUCCUCCCUUCGGAGACUGUCCCAGAAACAAUUCCCGAGACUCCAAUGUUGGAGGAUACGGAACCAGAUUACGUCAACAUCGAGCACUUUCCGGAAAAAGAGCCGCCUCCUCCGCAUUUACCCCCAAGGAAGCCUCGAUCAGCUUCGGCAAACGGUCCAGUGAGACCAACUGAAAACGUCUCUUCUGUUCGACGGCAAAUGUCCCUUAGUAGUGUUCCCCGGAUACCACCGAGGGCAACGACAUUAGAAAGGUUCCCUCACCUUGCUGAUGACAACGAGGCUGCACCCCCAAUUCCCCCAAGGGAGCCAAGUAGGGGAACCCGACGAUCCCCUCCUCCCAUCCCCCCUAGAAUGCCCCCAGGGAAUGAGCCAAUGACAAGAGAUACGGAAAUGUCCAACCAAGAAGACUCUGUUCCGCCGGCUUUGCCGCCAAAAUCAAGACGUUCGUGAAAAUUGGGAGAUGUUGUGACAUGUAGUACGUGACAUGUCCCGUCUGAUUUGAUUUCUCUUCUCUGGAGUGACACUUAGGGAGCAGUUUGUUUCAAAUUGAUUACGUUAGUGGGCAAUAAUAUAGUUAAUCCCAAGGAUUUAUUGCCAAUGUCCCUACAGGAGUUGAAUUAUGUGUAUCAUUAAAUGAGGAUGUUUUCUUUUUCUUAAGUACAGCGAAGAACGUCGUGACAUUUUUGCUGAAGGCAAAUGUUAAUCUCAGUGAAAUGGAACAAUUUUCAAUUAUUACAGUUAGGAGUGUCAAUCUUAAUUGGUGCUCCAACCUAUGGGGUUCUGGAACAGAUGCAUUUAAAAAACAGAAAAUGAUAAGACGUUCCUGGUGAACGUCAAGUGGGUGGGGAGGGUGAAUGUACUUUUUUACCCAAAGGGACCCCUCGAAAAUAUAACAGGACCCCCGUGAGAAUUUUUGGACACAUUUUGCUUUAUUACAGAGCGCGAUGGAAAUUUAAACUGAAAUCCUUCGACAUUGAAUGCUGUGUUUUUAACUUUCGUUAUAGAAUUCGUCAAUUCCUUGUCAAAUUUAUUUUGAAAGCAAACUCUGAAUACUUGUGCUUGUAGUUUAUGAAUUGUAAAAAAAAACGUAAAACUUAACAAUAGAAUUAUUUACUGACCGGAAUAGAAAUAAAAAAUACCUUGCGCA